Messenger RNA from Oncorhynchus mykiss (rainbow trout), 1958 nucleotides. RefSeq names its product prohibitin 1. The record is from RefSeq and is a predicted model, not a curated record. Gene Ontology annotation, cellular component: membrane; mitochondrion. Lineage: Eukaryota; Metazoa; Chordata; Actinopteri; Salmoniformes; Salmonidae. Gene Ontology annotation, biological process: mitochondrion organization.
GAUAAACAAGUCCCGGAGCACUACUUAUCCAAUCCGAGAGGAGUUUGUUACAAGUUGAUGCCCAUGCUGUGUAGAAGAAGAAAAAAAAACAUCAUGCGUUUUAACGUCGGCUCGGGUGGAGGUCAUAGACAGAACUGACAAAACAGUAGGGCUACAGACAUGGCGAAACUAUUUGAAUCCAUCGGGAAGUUGGGGCUGGCCCUCGCCGUUGGUGGAGGUGUUGUGAACUCGGCCCUCUUCAAUGUUGACGCAGGUCAUCGGGCAGUUAUAUUUGACAGGUUCCGGGGAGUGCAAGAUGCUGUAGUUGGUGAGGGAACCCACUUCCUCAUUCCCUGGGUACAGAAGCCUAUCAUCUUUGACUGCCGUUCACGUCCGCGCAACGUGCCUGUCAUCACAGGCAGCAAAGAUCUGCAGAAUGUGAACAUCACACUGCGUAUCCUCUUCCGGCCGGUGACUAGCCAGCUCCCACGCAUCUUCACCAGCAUCGGAGAAGACUACGACGAGAGGGUACUGCCAUCCAUCACCACAGAGGUCCUCAAGUCCGUGGUGGCCCGGUUUGAUGCCGGUGAGCUCAUCACCCAGAGAGAGCUGGUGUCCCGGCAGGUCAGUGACGACCUGACAGAAAGAGCCAACACCUUCGGCCUCAUCCUGGAUGACGUCUCACUGACACACUUGACGUUCGGUAAGGAGUUCACAGAGGCUGUUGAGAUGAAGCAGGUGGCUCAGCAGGAGGCUGAGAGGGCCAGGUUUGUCGUGGAGAAGGCCGAGCAACAGAAACAGGCAGCCAUCAUCUCAGCAGAGGGUGACUCCCAGGCCGCCCUGCUCAUUGCUAACUCUCUGCAGGAGGCUGGAGAUGGCCUGGUAGAGCUGCGUAAGCUGGAGGCUGCCGAGGACAUCGCCUUCCAGCUAUCCCGCUCCCGCAACGUCACCUACCUGCCUGCCGGCCAGGGCACACUCCUGCAGCUGCCCCAGUGAGACCCACACACCCUGACCUAACCGCCCCUCCCUGUGACCAGCAAAUGCAUGGGCCGUGGAGGGGAUGUGGGGGCGAGGGGAAUGGGCUUCCACCUUUACACACUCUCCUCCCACUAACUAUGGACUGGUGAAAUAAUUUCAGCUUCGGAGUGUGGUAAAGUUCUGAUGUUUGGUCAGUGUGUGGGGGAGGAGGGAGCCUGGGGCUUGAUCUAUGGUAAACUACAUAUAGUAAGUUCUGUCAAAAAAGCUAAAUUGGUGAUGCAGUAAAUUAUCUUGGAUUUGUCUAGCAAAUUCAGCGCAGUGACAGAGGGGCCUGUGAUAUGACGACGUUGUAAUUGUUAAUUUAGGGAAAGAGCUGUUUGGAAUAUCAUGAGAGAGAUGGAACAUUUUAGCCCUAUUGUAACCACCACAGCAAUCACAAUACUGGGGAUUUAUUGAUCUGAGAGGACACGCUAUUUAAUCAACUGGAUUUACAUUCAUCUCAGCCAAUCAAACAUCCAAAGCACCCUUGUUUUCCCACUCAUAACUUUAAAUGACCUACAAACAAAUGAUCUGAACUAGUCUAUCAGAGCCAUAUAUUGUAAAUAUGACUCUGAAUUUACCCAUCCCUUUGACUGUCUAUUGUGUAGAGAUGGCCUGUCAAAUGUCCCCUCACAAGCUAGCUUUCCUAAAAUCCUCCCAGUUUGAUUGCCAUGGCAUCCCAGUGCUGCACUCCCCUCUACUUGAUUGGAUUCUCUACCGAAUCAUCUUUGGUUUACCAGCACGCUGUCCACACCACCUCAUCCAUGGUCCUCAGUGACAUGGCCCUCCUAGCCCAGUGGUAUGAAACGUGCCUGUAAGAUGGUCAAGGGUUGCAUCCUUCCCUCGUUCUUUUAAAGUAUGUAGUGUCUUUAUUUUGGAGGGAGGAUAUGCAAAGCCACCGCAUUCCACUCAAUGUCUCAACUUAACAAUAAAAUUCUUAUUUCUAUAGCAAAGUGACAGUU